Messenger RNA from Ceratitis capitata (Mediterranean fruit fly), 2443 nucleotides. RefSeq lists its product as uncharacterized. The coding region runs from base 17 to 2260 and encodes 747 amino acids. The transcript is spliced from 7 exons. The record is from RefSeq and is a predicted model, not a curated record. NCBI's taxonomy places the organism in Eukaryota, Metazoa, Arthropoda, Insecta, Diptera, Tephritidae. Gene Ontology annotation, molecular function: protein binding.
GGCCUCGGUAUUUACGAUGCAAUGCCGCGAUCAGGGCGUACAAGUGGAGACGAGUUUAAGGCAGCGCAAGCCACUUCCCAGAGAUCCUCGCGUUUAUGACGAUCAAACCACAACCCUAAUGAAUUCUACGAGCCUAAAAAAUCUUAGUAAAAUCACCACAAGUCAUGUGCUAGCCUCUACCGCAUCCAGUUGCUAUGAGUUUCAAUACGGAACAUCAUGUGAACAACACCACCACAGGCCCCACCGACAUCCACCGCAUUACGCACAAUUCCAAGAACUAAAUCCACAACCAUUAAAGUACAAUUACCAAUACAACAGUAAAAGUCACAAUACAUAUGAAGACAAUGGACUCGUCCCAGAUGAGUUGCAUGAAAUGAAGUGUGAUGCUCACCGAAUACGGAAUGAUGAAUGUGAGCAACACAACAAUGAGACGCCGUACAAUGAUACACGUCUCGACGCCGGCGGUUGUAUGCACAAUCAGAGUGCGGCUACUGGUUAUGUGGCGGGCAGUGGUGCUGGUGGUGGAGAUGGUGCCAAGACAAUAGUACACCCAAUGAGUCUACAUCCGAAGGCCUGCUCUCAAACGGCCCACAACAAUGUUGGUGAAUCCAACACAACAAUUGUAACACGCAAAGGAUAUCGCAAUGAACCGCCUAAGGGACUGGAGCGGAAGCAGCAUGUGACACAAAUAACGGCAGCACCGUUGUUUGGUUUGCCCACCGUGGAGGAGAUCGAGUUUAGAGCCAUAAAAGGUCGUAAAAUCCUCAUAUUCGGUGGUAUUGAUCCCUACUGCCAGCAUUGCCAACAUGACAAAUUGAUGGCCGUGCAGGAGGAACAACGUAGACGAGCGAAAAUUUUGGGUGGCAGUGAUGCUGAUAAUUUGGAUCCAUUGCCCUAUCAGACCGGUGUUGGUGGUUGCAAUUCGUGUGGUGGUGUAAAUCCUCAAGCUAGUCAACUCGACAAUUAUGGUGAUCGCGUUCUUUACUACCACAGUGGCGCUGCACAAUGGAAGCAUUUGUGUUAUUUGCCAUUUGGUUCGAGGCAUCAUCAUGCCGCGGUUGUUUGUAAUGGACUCAUCUACAUCGUCGGUGGUACGAAGACGGCACUGGGUUGCACUAAGAAGUCGAUUUUCGAAAAAUCCGUUUGGAGCUUCGAUCCACUAUCCCUGAAAUGGUCUUUUGAGUGCAAUUUGCCAGAGCUGCGUCGCGAUUUUGCGGCCAUUGUUAGUGACGAGUAUUGCGGUGGAGAAGUACCGUGUGGGCAUUUGAAAGGCCUGAAGGAACCGCCGAAGGUGAAAAAUGUCAAAAGUGUUAGUGGUUUUUUUGUGAUUGGCGGUGAAGGGGUUAAUGGUUCAGCACUGCGUACGGUGUGGUACUAUAAUGUACUGAGGAAAUUAUGGAAAAAGAAAGCCCCUUUGAAUGUGGGUCGCUAUGGCUUGAUGGCUGCUAUGGUGAAUAACGAGAUUUGGAUAGCUGGCGGCAUAAUCGAAACCAAAACGAGAACAAUUGACAUCUAUAACGGUUUCGUCGCUGCCACUACAGUAGCGGCAGCAGCGAAGGGGACUAAUACUCACAGAAGCGGUUUCGGUGCAGGUGGCGUCGGUGACGGUGGACAUGCAGCAGACAAUGGUAGUGGUGACAAUUUUGCUGCCGAGGCAACAAAAAGCACAAUCGUCGAUGUAAUCACUGAUACGAUGGAGUAUUAUAGCUUGAAGUGUGCUUACAUCGACGAAUACGUUUCGGAUAUGUUGCCAAUGGCUAAAGUCAAUGAUGUGAAUGGUGAUGCUGCUCCAGUUGCCAUCCCUACUGCCGGUGUAGUUGAUGGUGGUGGAGGCAUGUUACCGCCUACAAUUGGUCGGUUGGGUGGUGGCGUUGAAGUCGGACGUUGGAUUAAGGCGAAACAGCGUUUGCGUAUACCACGACUUUUCGGCAAAUUCUGUAGACCUUCAGAAAAUGAAUUAUACGUCGUUGGUGGCAUUGGAUUCAAUUCGGAGAAUAUCCUAACAUCUCUGCCCUCUUUGGACCACUAUAACUUUAGUGAAGGGCGUUGGCAUCACUAUGGCGAUAUGGAGUGGGCGAGACAUGGGCAUGAUAUUGCCACACUUAAUGAUAGUAUUGUAAUUAUUGGCGGCGUUUCUACAAUCAAAAAAUGUACACUAACAAAAGUGGAAACAUUUUGCAUGAAAACGCGUAGAAAUCUUAAGGACAUACCAGAAUUGCCUUGGCCAUUGUCUGGUAGUGCGGUGCUCGCUUUAGAUUGAUUGAUUUUCAGAAGCGAGUAGAGAUCAGCAAUCACUUGUUGUGGGUCAACAGCGUGUAGAUCAACAAUAAUGACAACGAUUGGAAAACAGCGUCUCGCUGACAGCGAGUGGCGACAAAUAGAGAUUACAAUGUGCAAUUGGGCAUGCAGAUAUUGAAAUGUUUUUGUUUUAGGUUACUCUCUU